Molecule: messenger RNA, 639 nt
Organism: Toxorhynchites rutilus septentrionalis
Lineage: Eukaryota; Metazoa; Arthropoda; Insecta; Diptera; Culicidae
Exons: 3
Coding region: 126-599 (157 amino acids)
Source: RefSeq, a predicted model, not a curated record
GUUAAUAAGGAAAUCAUCCGAAAAAAAAAAUAUGGAAGAGCUCUUACCUGCCCAAAAGGAAAACACAUGGAGAAUUCAAUUUGACUUCUGAGUUUUCAGAUGAAAAAUUUAAAAAUUAUUUUAGAAUGACUAGGAACGAUUUUAAGGAAGUACAUGCGAUGAUUGCUACAGAUUUAGAAGAUCAAGGAUAUGGUGGUCAUGAACGAAUUAGUACUGAAGAAAAAUUGGCCGUUUUCUUAAGAAUUGUUGAGUUCAUUACCCUGAAUGACUAUAAUAUUUGGUGUCAAUGGUGUCCCACCUUCCUGUGGCUGUUGUUGUAUAGGAGGAGGCAUACGAUAUGUUUCUGCAUCAAAAUGUGGCUGUUGUUCUGCAGAUUUGUCGCGAGCGGUAACUCAUAUCGGAGCAUUGGUUAUAGUUACAGAAUGGGAGAAAGGACUAUCUCAAAUAUUAUAACCAAAGUAUCUUCAGCUAUUUGGAGAAACAUGCAACUUAUUUACUUGCCGGAACCUACACUGGAUAUAUGGAAAAAAAUGCCGUCGAUUUUCAAAAUAUAUGACAAAUGCCUAAUACCGUGGGCGCUAUCGAUGGAAAACACGUGACAAUUAAGAAACCGAUAAACAGUGGAUCCUCAUUUUUUAA